This is a messenger RNA of Polychytrium aggregatum, 597 nucleotides long. RefSeq lists its product as uncharacterized. Lineage: Eukaryota; Fungi; Chytridiomycota; Chytridiomycetes; Polychytriales. The coding region runs from base 1 to 597 and encodes 198 amino acids. The record is from RefSeq and is a predicted model, not a curated record. The transcript has a single exon.
AUGCUGGCGGGAGCGGCGGUGCUGCCGUGUGUGUGUGCGACACUGUGUGUGUGGCGCCUGUGCUGGGACACCCGUGGUUGCACGGCCUGUUGCCCGUACCACCUGCGCCGGCUGCGCGCACUCGCGCUGUGGCCCACCUGCCAGGCGAGCGCGCGCGACUGUGCGGCAUGUGCGAGCGUCAACCGCCAGGCCGCCGCCACACGAAGCACAGCGCAGCACAAGGUGCACAGAGACAGUGGCAAGCCGCAACGGCACAGACACUGCGUGGACACAGCACAGACGCGGUCGGGGUGCGGCGCCCGGUGCCUCUGUGCCACGCCGCAGGCGCGCGGCGUCUCGGCCCCUGUAUGGACGUUGCUGAUCGCCGCAAGGAUCUCUGUCGCCGCACCACUGGGCCGCCGCCCUCCUUGUCGGCUCGCUGCCCCGCCCAGGGGCCACCACCCUUGCUCCGCCCUUGUGUCGCCCGCGCUCAGCCCCCUACAGGCGCCAGUGCUCCCUCUGUGGCACAAGGCUUGUGCUGGUGCGUCGUUGCAUCCGCGUUGUCCCGUGCGGCUUGUGCUCGUCUGGCAGGAUCCGUGCUUGCCGCUCCGGACCUGA